ACUAAAAAUCGUUUACAGUUUCUUCAGUGCAGCCAAAGUGAAACACGGAAAGCUACGGAGCGCACGAGGUAGCAUUAGCUCAUCUCAGAAGGUAGUUUGAAAACAGGUUUGGUGUUUUCGGUAAAAAUGUCUUCAGUUCAGCCUCAGAGAGAGUUUAUGAACGAGCAGGUAACUCCUGCUGAAGAAACAUUCACAGAGUUGAAAGAAAUCAACGUUAAGAUCGAGGAAGAGAUGGAGGAUCAGCGCAGACUGAUGGAUUUUACUCGGAUACCGAAGAUCAUCUUACACCGGAUAGAUCUCCCACAAUGUUGUGUGUUUAAAGAGGAGGAGGUUUUCAAUGAAACAGAACCACAGAGGAACCAACUCAUCUCUCAUGACUCUCCAGAAACUGAGAGCCAGGAUCAGGAAGGAAGCAAUUCUGAAGACCAAGGAAAAAAGAGAAAGGAAGAACAGAAACAAAAGGAGAAAUAUGAGAAAACCAAAGAGCAGAAUGGAAGAACUGAUGCUAAAAAACAAAAAAAGCACAAGAAAGCUCACGCAGAGCAAAAAUUAUAUUCAUGUAAAAUUUGUGAUAAAACCUUUUCUGAAAAGAAUAAUUUGAUGAGACACAUAACUCACACAGGAGUGAAACCUUUCACUUGUUCAACCUGUGGGAAAAGUUACAGACAAAAACAUGGUUUAAUUUAUCACAUGAGAAUUCACACAGGUGAAAAACUGGCCGUGUGUGUGACCUGUGGAAAAGGUUUCCAUGACACCAACAAUUUAAAGAGACACAUGAGAAUUCACACAGGUGAGAAGCCUUUCUCCUGUGGGUCCUGUGGAAAAAGUUACAGUGAAAGAGGGACUUUAACUCAGCACAUGAGAAUUCACACAGGUGAGAAGCCUUUCUCCUGUGGGACUUGUGAAAAAAGUUUCACUCGAAAAGACACUUUAAAUGCUCAUAUGAAAAUUCACACUGGUGAGAAGCCAUUCUCUUGUGGGACCUGUGGAAAGAGUUACAGUGUAAAAAAGCUUUUAACUCAUCACAUGAGAAUUCACACAGGAGAGAAGCCUUUCUCCUGUGUGACCUGUGGAAAAAGUUUUACUCGAAAAGACACUUUAAAUGCUCAUAUGAAAAUUCACACAAAUGAGAAGCCUUUCUCUUGUGGGACCUGUGGAAAAAGUUUUACUCGAAAAGACACUUUAAAUGCUCAUAUGAAAAUUCACACAAAUGAGAAGCCUUUCUCUUGUGGGACUUGUGGAAAGAGUUACAACCAUAGACAGAGUUUAACUCAUCACAUGAGAAUUCACACAUGUGCGAGCCCUUUCUCCUGUGGGACUUGUGGAAAGACUUACAGUAAAAGAAAGUAUUUAACGACUCACAUGAGAAUUCACACAGGGGAGAAACCUUUCUCUUGUGGGACCUGUGGAAAGAGUUACAUUCAAAGACAGAGUUUAACUUAUCACAUCAGAAUUCACACAGUUCAGCCUCAGAGAGAGUUUAUCAACGAGCAGGUAACUCCUGCUGAAGAAACAUUCACAGAGUUCAAAGAAAUCAACGUUAAGAUCGAGGAAGAGAUGGAGGAUCAGCGCAGACUGAUGGAUUUUACUCGGAUACCGAAGAUCAUCUUACACCGGAUAGAUCUCCCACAGUGCUGGGUGUGUAAAGAGGAGGAGGUUCUGAUUGAAUUCACAGAUUGUUCCAAGGAGGAGAACUCCAUUUUAGAACAAGAGGAACCAGAAGCUCCGAAGAUAAAACAAGAGCAAGAGUUCAAAGAGGAAGAGAAGCAACUCUGCAUCAGUCAGGAUGAAGAGCAUCUUGUGCUGAAACAGGAGACUGAUGACAUUUUGGUGAUUCCUCUUAAUGUGCAAAGAAUCCACAAUGAAACAGAACCACAGAGGAACCAACUCAUCUCUCAUGACUCUGCUGAGGAUGAGAACCAGGAUGAGGAAGGAAACAAUUCUGAAGACCCAGGAAAACAGAGAGAUGAAGAACAGAAACAAAAAGAAAGAUGUCAGAAAACCACUGAUUGGAAAAGUAAAACUGACACUUCAAAGCAAAAAACACACAAGGAAACUCAUCAACACCAAAAAUUAUAUUCUUGUAAAAUUUGUGAUAAAAACUUUUCUCAAAGCACAUACCUGACAAAACACAUGAGAAUUCAUUCAGGCAAGAAGCCUUUCACGUGUUCAAUCUGUGGUAAAAGUUACAUUCAAAAGGUCAGUUUAAUUUAUCACAUGAGAAUUCACACAGGUAAAAAACCGUUCACAUGUUCAACCUGUGGAAAAAAUUUUUCUGAAAAAAGUACUUUGAAUGUUCAUAUAAGGACUCACACAGCUGAGGAGAUUUUUUCAUGCAUUAAUUGUGGGAGAAAUUUCAGUAGGCAAUCAGCUUUGAACAAUCAUAUGAAAAUUCACACAGGUGAGAAACCUUACUCAUGUGUCACCUGUGAUAAAAGGUUCAUCAGUAGAUCCAGAUUAAAUCUCCACAUGAUGAUUCACACAGGAGAGAAGCCAUUCUUAUGUGGCACUUGUGGAAAAAGUUUCCGAUUCAAAUCUAAGUUACUUUUUCACAUGAGAAUUCACACAGGUGAGAAGCCUUUCUCAUGUGUGACCUGUGGAAAAAGUUUUGCUGUGAAAGACCAUUUAGAUCAACACAUAAGAUGUCACACAGGCGAGAGGCCUUUCUCGUGUACUAUCUGUGGUAAAAGUUUUACUAAUAGGUCUGGUAUAACUUGUCACAUCAGAACUCACACAGGUGAGAAGCCUUUCACAUGUGUGACCUGUGGAAAACGUUUUGCCCAAAGAACUGGUUUAAGUUAUCACAUCAGAACUCACACAGGUGAGAAGCCUUUCUCUUGUGUGACUUGUGGAAAGAGCUACCCAUCCAAAUCUCGGUUAAAUUGUCAUAGGAGGAGUCACACGACUGAGAGGCGUUUCUCAUGUCUGAGCUGUGAAAAGAAAUUCUUUACUAAAAUUGUUUUAGCCACUCACUUGAGGACUCACAAAGGGGAAAAGCCUUUCUCAUGUGUGACCUGUGCAAAAACCUACAGAGCCAAAUCUCAUUUAAAACGUCACAUGAUGAUUCACACAGGUGAGAAGCCUUUCCCAUGUGAGACAUGUAGAAAAAGUUUUCGAAGCAAAUACGAGUUACUGAGUCACAUGAAGAUUCACACAGGGGAGAAACCUUUCUUGUGUGAGACCUGUGGAAAAAGUUUCCCUGUAAAAGUUUGUUUAGAUCAACAUGUUAGAGGUCAUACAGGUGAGAGGCCUUUCACGUGUACUACCUGUGGAAAAAGUUACAUUGCAAGAAGCAGUUUAGUUUAUCACAUGAGGAUUCACACAGGUGAAAAGCCUUUCUCUUGUGUGACCUGUGGAAAAAGUUUUCGGUGCAAAUCUCAGUUAACUAGUCAUAUGGUGGCUCACAUGAGUGAGAAACCUUUCUCAUGUACAAGUUGUGAAAAAAGUUUUUUAAAUAAAAUUAGUUUAACAUGUCACAUGAGGACUCACACAGGUGAAAACCCCUUUUCUUGUGUGAAUUGUGGGAAAAGCUAUCAAAGCAGAACUAAUUUAAAUCGUCACAUGAGAACUCAUACAGGUGAAAAGCCUUUUACUUGUGUGACUUGUGGAAAAAGCUUCCAUAGCAAAUUUAGUUUAAAUCGUCACAUGACGAUUCACAAGUGAGGAGCCUUUCUCAUGUGUGACCCGUGGAAAAAGUUUCACUCAUAAAAUGAAGCUUAACUGUUCAUUAAAGAACAGCAUAAUGUGAACCUCCAUGACAUUUUUUUAUUUUAAGACAGCUAUUAAUCAAGUAUUUUUUUUAAAAUGAUGUAUUUUUAGAAGUGAUAUUUGUAGUGUAGUAUUCAGUGUACAUUAUUAUACAUUGAAUAUAGACGUAUCUCAGUAAUCUAUAAGAAAGACUACACUAAAAGCAUGAAGAUAUGGUGUUAUACAUUGUGGAGCAAAAGUCUAAUAAACAGAAACUGUUAAACAUGCACAACACCCACAUUUCUGUAUUACAUUUGUUUGUUUUUUUGUUACCCCUCCAGGGGGUGUUUUGUGGGCUCUAGUGUCUGUUAUAUGAAAGUAGGCUGACGGGGAGAGGUCAUACAGCAAAUAUCUUCGGGUCCGGGAGUCGAACCUGCGUCGAGGACUGAAGACCUCCAAACAGGGGUCGUGCUAACCCCUACGCCACCACGGCACACCCAUUACAUUUGUUUUUUAGUGGCUUGAUGUUCUGCUACAAUUUUAAAGGUCAUGUUUUCAUUACCUGUAAAUGGGAAAUCAUCAUAUUUAAAAGAAAUAAAGGGUCUUGCAUAUUAA
Messenger RNA from Gambusia affinis (western mosquitofish), 4302 nucleotides. RefSeq names its product zinc finger protein 420-like. Gene Ontology annotation, molecular function: RNA polymerase II cis-regulatory region sequence-specific DNA binding; DNA-binding transcription factor activity, RNA polymerase II-specific. The transcript has 5 exons. Gene Ontology annotation, cellular component: nucleus. The record is from RefSeq and is a predicted model, not a curated record. Bases 127 to 3663 code for a protein of 1178 amino acids. Gene Ontology annotation, biological process: regulation of transcription by RNA polymerase II. NCBI's taxonomy places the organism in Eukaryota, Metazoa, Chordata, Actinopteri, Cyprinodontiformes, Poeciliidae.